This is a messenger RNA of Passer montanus (Eurasian tree sparrow), 3925 nucleotides long. It is a transcript of the gene HEATR6, whose product is annotated as HEAT repeat containing 6. The record is from RefSeq and is a predicted model, not a curated record. NCBI's taxonomy places the organism in Eukaryota, Metazoa, Chordata, Aves, Passeriformes, Passeridae. The transcript is spliced from 20 exons.
CCAGUUUCCACCAGGGACAGGUGUCCUGGAUGAUGCCUCGGAGCAUUAACUGUUUCCAUGCUGGAGAAACCAACGGCAUUCCCGGGAUGGCUGCUCAGUUUCAAGCUGUUUGGAAACAUCUGGAUCUGGGACACGGACUGGAAGGAUGUUUGUGCUGUGCUUGUCCAAGCCUGUCAGUUGGUUCCCCUUGAUCAGGAACAUCUUGUCAGCAAACUCUGCCAGCUUAUCCAUCACUUACUCAACAGAUAUCAGGUGAUGGUUGAUGAGCAGAGCUUGAAUUUCCUUCUCUCCUACUGCAUCUCUGCUCUGAGGCAGUGCAGCUCCUGGACACAUGUUGAAAUUCUGCAAGCCUUAGCAGCUCUUGUUUACAAUAAUGGGCCAAAGUGUCAGAAGUACCUCCCAGACCUGCUGGGCAAGGCUGGGCUCCUGCUGCAGCUCAGUGACCCUGCCCAGCCCGACGUGGAGCUCAGGAGGGCGGCCGUGCGCAGCAUGGCAAACCUGUGUCUCAGUGUGCCUGGGCAGCCAUACCUGGAUGAGUCCUACAGAAAUGUCUGUUUUCAAACUUUCCUAAGUGUUCUGCAGUCUUCAAAAACCACUGAUGUGGAUGACAUCACUUUUUGCAUGUUGCUGCAAAGUGCACUGAAAGGUGUCCAGUCGCUUCUCAAUGGUGGGAAGAUGAAACUGAUGCAAACUGACCAAAUUGGAGCUCUUCUGGCAGUGCUGAAGAAAUGCAUGUUCCAUGGGCUGCCAGGCCUGAGCAUAGAGGUGCCCACAGUCCUGUACCCUGCUCCUUUACCUCAGUAUGAUAAAAGGUCACCUGUCAAGCAGGAGCAGUCAGAACCAGCCCCCUCUAAGCAGGCAGGGAGCCGAAGAAAGAAGUGCAAAGGGAAACAGAAGAAGGGAGAGUUUGGGGAAGAAGGAAGAGAAGAUUCAGGGGAUGCAGGCAACGAGUCGGUGCUGGGAGCAGACAUGCUGAAAUUGCACCUGGGGGAUGUGCAGAGCAGCCCUGGCCUGGAGCCUCGUGUGCCAGAUGUGUGUGCUGGGCCAGAUGUGUGUGCUGGGCCAGAUGUGUGUGCUGGGCCAGAUGUGUGUGCUGGGAGGGACCCCCCCAGCUCCCAGCCCUGGAAGGGCCUCAGCAGCAGCGAGUCAGAAUAUUCUGACACAGAAGGGGGCAUCCAGAGCAAAGUGAGGUCUUACCAAGCCAAUGUUCGCCAAGGGGCUCUGGCCUGUUUCCUCUCCACUAUAAAGUCCAUAGAAAAGAGAGUUCUUUAUGGCUACUGGUCAGCAUUUGUUCCUGAUGCCCCUGGUAUUGGCAGCCCCCAGUCUGUGUCCCUGAUGACCAUUGCUCUGAAGGACCCUUCUCCAAAGACACGUGCCUGUGCCCUUCAAGUCCUCUCAGCCUUCCUGGAAGGUUCUAAGCAGUUCCUGUCUGUGGCUGAAGAUGCCAAUGACCACAAGAGAGCUUUCACUCCCUUCUCUGUCACCAUGGCUUCCAGCAUCCGGGAGCUGCACCGCUGCCUGCUGCUGGCCCUGGUGGCUGAGUCCUCCUCUCAGACACUGACACAAAUAGUCAAGUGCCUUGCAAACUUGGUUGCCAAUGCACCCUACAGCAGAUUGAAACCCGGGCUGCUUACCAGGGUGUGGAACCAGAUCAAGCCCUACAUCUCUCACAAAGAUGUCAACGUUCGAGUUUCCAGCCUCACCCUGUUGGGGGCAAUUGUUUCUGUGCAGGCACCUUUGCCAGAGGUGCAGCUGCUGCUGCAGCAGCCCAGCCCCUCGGGGCCCAGCGGCAGCGGCAGCGCAACCCCCGGCCGUGAGCAGAGGAGGAGAGCAGUGCCCUGGGCAGGGCAGAGCCCUCAGGACAGCCCUGCAGGGAGUGCCCCUGCCGAGCCCUGCUGGCUGCUGGGUCUCUGUGUGUCCCUCAUCGUCCUGCCCAGGGAGGACUCCUGCUCUGACAGCGACAGCUUCCCGUCCCUGGGCAGCGUCUUCGAGCCGUGUCCCCUGCGCCUGGAGGCCCUGCAGGUGUUGGCUCUUCUUGUGAAAGGUUAUUUCCCUAUGGCUCAGAACUAUUUCCUGGGACUUGGAGAAGUGGCUUGCAGAUGCAUGGAAGAAAUGGAUCCAUCCAUUCAGCUUCAUGGAGCCAAACUUCUGGAGGAGCUGGGCACGGGUGUCCUGCAGCAGCACAAGCCUGACUCCCCCACUGCCCCUGAGCAGAGGGUGCCUGUCAGCCUGGUUGUGACCUUCUGGACCAUGAUGUUAAAUGGCCCCUUACCUGGCACCCUGCAGAACUCCCCCCAUGCCACUCUGCAGACAAGUGCCUGUGAUGCCCUGUCCUCUAUCUUACCAGAGGCUUUCAGCCUCCUGCAGGUAGGAGAACACUCCUUUAAAUGGUGACAGCAGCUCCUGUGUGUCACCUUGCUGCUUGGCCUGAACCACAGUGAGAACCCCCUGGUGAAAGCUGCUGCUGCCCGUGCCCUGGGAGUGUACAUCCUCUUCCCGUGCCUCAGGCAGGAUGUGAUGUUUGUGGCAGACACAGCAAAUGCCAUCCUGAAUUCCCUCCAUGACAAGUCUCCCAACGUCCGUGCCAAGGCAGCCUGGUCCCUGGGCAACCUGACAGACACCCUGAUCAUCAACAUGGAAACCAUGGGACCCAGCUUCCAGGAGGAGCUUUCUGAUCUGCUGCUGCUGAAAUUGCUGCGCUCUGCCACGGAAGCAUCCAAGGACAGGGACAAGGUGAAGAGCAACGCUGUCCGUGCCCUUGGGAACGUGCUGCAUUUCCUGCAGCCCUGCCACGUGGCCAACCCCAGGUUCAGGGAGGCCACCGAGGAGGCCCUGCAGGCCCUGGUGGCCACGGUGGGCAGCGAGGCCACCAUGAAGGUGCGCUGGAACGCGUGCUACGCGCUGGGCAACGUCUUCAAGAACCCUGCCCUGCCUCUGGGAGAGGCUCCUUGGGCCAGGCAAGCUUUCAGUGCCCUUUCCUCCGUAGUCAAGUCCUGCAAGAACUUCAAGGUGCGGAUCAAGUCAGCCAUGGCCCUGGCCAUCCCCAGCCACAGGGAAUGCUACGGCUCCACGGAGCAGUUCUGCCAGAUCUGGAGUGCCCUGGUGGUGGCCCUGCAGAGGAGCGAGGACACCGAGGACUUCCUGGAGUUCAAGUACAGCUCGAGCCUCAGGACGCAGAUCUGCCGGGCCCUGCUGCACCUGCUGCAGCUGGCCAGCAGCACAGACCUGCCCCUCAUCGGGGGCAGCCUCCUGCAGCACGGCCAGGCCAUCCGGCCCCACGUGCUGCACUACCUGAGCUGCUCGGGGGAGCAGGGCGAGGCGGGGGCGCCCGCGGAGCCGGGCGAGAGGGAGAGGGGGCUGCACGGAGCCAUCCAGCACCUCAGCAGCAUCGAGGCACAGCUGCAGGGCAAGGCCAGGCUCAGAGUGUCCCUGUACCUGGAGGAUGUCCUCACACACCACACCAAUGCCACAGCGACAGAAGCCUGAAGGAAAUGUCCAUUUCUGUGACCAAAUCUUCCACGGGGAGCACAGAGCUGUGUUCUCUUGCACAGGACAUCCAGAGGAAAAGUUUCCUGCUGCUGAUAUUAAGGAUUUCAUUUGAGACUUUGUUAAUAAUGCCUCUAGGACUUCUUUUUUUAUAUUAUUACUGUUUUUAUUGUUGUUUUUGGGGAACUCUGCCCUCCCUGGGGCUGGUUUGUGCACUUUGCUGUCACAGCGUCGCCACUUGGAAAACAAACACCUUUUCCUCCUCUGUGUGUUUUAUAAAGCUGCCUGUUCCCUCAGCUUAUCUCAAAGCAUUUUGUUCCUAUUGCUGCAGGAUCCAGAAUCGUGUUUGUAAAGCAGGGGGCUGGAAGAAUUUUGUUUUUCAGAGCACUGCAAAUGUUGUCACCCUUGUGUACCUGCAAUAAACCCAAAUAUGCCAAUA